UUUUCUCGCUUGUUUUUAUGUAGUGCUAUUCAAGGCCGUGCUGGGUUUUGGGGCAGGCAGCUGCUUUUUGGUGACUUGAGGCAGUGUUUCCUACUUCUCUCAUCCUUCCUUUAGAUCUCUUAUCUUUCUGCAGUUCACUGUCACUUUGAAAUAAUCUAACCCUCUGUAGAUUUAUAAAGCCUCUAAGCAUCCAAGAACCUCAAGUCUUUCGCAGACAAACUUUUCUGGGGCCAUUAUUCAUCUUCUACAGAAAGAGAGGUUUUUGGGGUUACCCCUGGUCAGAGAUUGCUAAUAUCAUUUGAAGGGCUGUGACUACUGGAACAUCUGGAGGUGACAGAUGAGUCCUUGGCUGAGGGAUUUGUCUUCUGUGAUGACCAACAAGUGCUGAAGUCUGAUCUUUGCCUGAGCAGCCCUGGUGCUUUAUGAGCUGAAGCGCAUGCACUACCUGGCCUGUGUGAUGAAGAGGGACAAGCUGGCAGAGCCACUGUUUCCCUGUGCCAGAAGUUACAAGCCUAUCUGCCUUGCCUCCUCUGCAGAGCACCCAUCACCCUUGUCGACCUCUCCGUGCCUUGAAAAGCUCUGUGCUGAUGGCAAUGUCUCACUGCUCUCGUCUCCACUCCACGGCUGCUAAAGUCAACCUACUGGUGUUGGUGGUCUCGGCAGUGUUUUCCUGCUCGAGCUUAAGUGACAGAGUUCCUGAGUUUGCCCUUACGAAAAUAGAAGAGAGCGACAUAAAAGAUGACAGUGGGAAAGAGCCAGCAACAGAAGAUGAAGCUGAUUCGGAAGACUUAGAAGCGUUUUACCCAACACAUCAAUGGCAAACUCUUCAUCCAGGUCAAGCUGUUCCUGCAGGGUCACAUGUACGAUUAAAUCUGCAGACGGGAGAAAGAGAAGCCAAACUCUCAGACAGUGAAAAUGGAAAAAGUGACAUGAGAGAAGAGAAAAGAAGAAAAAGGCUGGGCAAGAUGGAUAUUGACUCAAAUUCGUUCACAUCGCAGGAGCUCAAAGAGGCUUUGGCUAAAAUGAAGGAAAGUGAGAAGACAGAAAGAAUGGCCCGUGAGGAAGAGGUGAGAAAGAAGUUUCGUCCCAUAGAAGAACUGAAGGAGGAGUUUGAAAAGCUGAAUGUGAAGUUGGAAACAGAUUAUGAAAUCAUGGUUAAAUUAAUCAGCAAAUUCAACAGCUCUGCUUCUACGCUGGAUGAAAAAGUAGCAGCGCUCUAUGAUCUGGAAUAUUAUGUUCAUCAGGUGGACAACGCUAAAGAUUUCCUUUCCUUGGGUGGACUUCAGCUGGUGAUUAACGCGUUGAACAGCACAGAGGCCAUACUCAAGGAACAUGCUGCCUUCGUGCUGGGAGCUGCGCUGUCCAGCAACCCCAAAGUCCAGAUAGAAGCAAUCGAGGGAGGUGCGCUACAGAAGCUCCUGGUUAUUUUGGCUACAGAACAACCCCUGGCUGUCAAGAAGAAGGCUCUUUUUGCCCUGUCCUCCAUGCUGAGACACUUCCCCUACGCCCAGCAGCAGUUCCUCAAGCUUGGAGGCCUUCAGGUCCUCAGGAACCUCUUCAGGGAGAAAGGCAUGGAGGCCCUCUACAUCCGUGUGGUGACACUCCUCUACGACCUCAUCAUGGAGAAGAUGCUGCUGGAGGACUCUCAGAACGGAGAUCAACUGGAAGAGAAAAUUCAGCAGUACCGGCAAGUCAAGCUGGUGCCAGCGGUGGUCGAGCAGGACUGGUGCGUGAUCGUUUCCAACCUCUUGGCCAUGCCGGAGCAUGACACGCGAGAGAAGGUCCUCAAGACGGUGAGUGUGCUGAUGGCCUUCUGCAAGGAGCGCUACCAGGGCGACCAGACCCUCGGCACCACACUCAGCCUGCUGCGCAGGGAGUACGAAGAACUGGCAGCAGAGGAGCAAAGGGAAGGUGACAAAGAUGGCUAUUUCAAGGAACUCCUUGGCUCUGUAAAUACUAUCAUUCAGGAAUUAAGAUCAAAAUAGCUGUCAUUUCACUUAAAUUUUAAGUAAUUCAAGACAACAGCAUGAGUUUUGAUGGCACAUGUGUAAAUGCACUUUUGAAUAAACUGCUGGACUACAUGGUAUCUCUCCAGCA
Messenger RNA from Rhea pennata, 2097 nucleotides. RefSeq names its product SIL1 nucleotide exchange factor (gene SIL1). Bases 588 to 1985 code for a protein of 465 amino acids. The record is from RefSeq and is a predicted model, not a curated record. NCBI's taxonomy places the organism in Eukaryota, Metazoa, Chordata, Aves, Rheiformes, Rheidae. The transcript is spliced from 11 exons.